GUCUCUCGCUAGACUGUCCACAGAUUUCUUUAUCCUCUUUGUCUUUUAGCCUUUCUAUAUUGUUCACCAUAUCUUUAAAUUUCUUUAAUUGCCAUCCCCCUAGCCUAUAUAAAGGCAUAAGCAUGAGUGACACUAAUAAGUAAAAUAAGAGGGAAUAUUAAGAUGACAUCUUCAAUGGUCUCUUCCAUGGUUCUCUUUCUCCUUCUUCUUCUUGUGUUUCCGCAUAUGGAUAAAGCCCUUGGCGCACAAGAGGAAGCCCAGAAACAAAGGAUUCCCAUUCCCCGUUUCAGAUGUCCUCCAAGAUUCCCCUUUUGUAGAGGUCAAAUAAAUCUACCUUCUCCUCCGCCCCACAAGUCUUUCAAAGGCACACAGGAACCUGGUCAUUGACCUCACUCUAGCUUCGAAUGCGUGUGUCGGUGUGCUUGUUUCUUACAUUGUGCUUUCUUUUGUGGUUUCUGUCCUUGCUUAUCUAUGCAUGUGUUUGUCAGUUUUUAUCGAACCGCCGCUAUAAUAAAUAAAACUUGUAUGUCCUUUUGUGUUCAA
Arabidopsis lyrata subsp. lyrata is the source of this 543-nucleotide messenger RNA. RefSeq lists its product as uncharacterized. The transcript has 2 exons. NCBI's taxonomy places the organism in Eukaryota, Viridiplantae, Streptophyta, Magnoliopsida, Brassicales, Brassicaceae. The record is from RefSeq and is a predicted model, not a curated record. The coding region runs from base 163 to 387 and encodes 74 amino acids.